Molecule: messenger RNA, 2957 nt
Organism: Bufo bufo (common toad)
Lineage: Eukaryota; Metazoa; Chordata; Amphibia; Anura; Bufonidae
Product: myeloid cell surface antigen CD33-like
Exons: 8
Coding region: 182-1135 (317 amino acids)
Source: RefSeq, a predicted model, not a curated record
UGGGAAUGUUGAGAAAUGAAGACUGUGGCAAUAGGAUUGUUACCAUCCUGUUCCUAAUGUGGAAAUAGCAGAAAGGAGAAGUUGUGGAGAACAGAAGUGCGAGGAGUGAGAUCUCAUCUACAGAACAUCUAUAAAUGAAUACACAGAAAAGAAAUUAGAAGUUCUUUGAAAUAUCAAGAUAAUGCACAAUAAGGACAGUAUCAUGGGGGUCAGUCUCAUGGUUUUCUUGUUUUUCUUCUGCAAAGGUAUCACAGGCCAGGUAAUGCGCUAUACUAUUGAUGUGGCUUCCAGUGUCAGAGUACAGGAGGGUCUUUGCGUCACGAUUCCUUGUAACUUCACAGCUGACGGUAGAAAUACAUUCAGUAAUUCCUCUGGAUACUGGAAACAUCUCAAUUCAUUUUCUACUGUAGCCACUAAUGAUAAAUCCAGUGCUGGGCGAAAACCAAACUUCCGUCUGAGGGGAAAUCCAGAUUCUGGAGACUGCACCCUGACCAUAACUGAUGCCAGGAGAGAAGAUAUGGGGGUAUAUUUCUUCAGAUUUGAAGAUUACAAAGCCGGAGGAGUGAGAUUUAGUUAUAUCACUAAAGUAACCAACAUUUCUGUGACUGAUCUCACAGAAGAACCGGUUAUCUCAGAUCUUGGGAAAGUGAUUGCAGAUAAAAAUAAGACAAUGACUUGCACUCCUCCUGGAAACUGCACUGCAACAUCAUUAGUUUUCCAGUGGAAGAAGAGUAAUGUGGCUGGUAUCUGGAAGAAUUCAUCUACAAUUACAUUUACCCCAUCUAUAGAUGAUCACCAGGGAACUAUCACAUGUCAGAUGACAAAUUCCAAGGGGAAGACAACUCAAAAAAUCGUUCUUCUUGAUGUGUAUUCUGAAUCCAUCGCAUUUAAAGAGGAAACCAACGUGUGUAUUACUAGAACCAUGGAUUCCACCAUCAUUAUUGGGAUGGUUUUUGGUAAUAUUGCCGCCCUCGUCCUCAUUAAUGUGGGAUCCUAUUUCUUUCUGAAGAGACGCAUGGAAAAGCAACAAUUAGGAAAAAUAAUUACUGACCCCGGGAAACAAGGGACAGAAUCCACAUAUCAGGAAUUAAAAAGACGGGACAAUGACGUCUACUACAACUUGAAAGCACAAUAAUCUAAUAAAUGACCUCCAUUAUUUCAUUUUCUAAUGCUCCAAUAGCCUCCACAUAGGCUUCAGACUGGGUACAGAGAUUGUCAACUUUCAGAUCUCUCCCUAAUGGAGCUCACAAUCUAAUUGUCCUACUGACACCCACUGGGGAACAUUUAUAGGAAGGUAAUAUCUUAUCACUGUUUUUGGAGUGACCGUCCAAAGCUCAUGAAGAACCCAGAACCUAAUGACUGAAAGACAACAUUACUAACCAGAGAACCGGCGUGGUGCCUGUGAUAAACACGUUCAUAUCAUCUGAUGUAACCUUGGACCAUCUCAACCAGUGAUCUCCAACCCAUUGCUUCACAUCUAUGGUAGGAGUCUAACUACAAGCAUUCCUUUAAAGCCAUAGAAUAACAAAGGAUGUUGGAAACUGGAGUUUCACAACAGCUUGAGGACCAUGGGUUGAAAAUCAUAAAGGAACUUCUGCUACUAUUUCCUGUUGCCGUGUAUUUUUAGAUAUUGCUUGGCAAUUGGUUAUGAAUUUGUUACUGUCGCGCAAACUGCAUGGAUCCCUUCGUGUCAUUUUGUACAGUAAUUGUGGAGAAGUAUAAAGCUCAAUCCAUUACACUCACUUUAUUUGUCUCAUGACUUAUCCAUAAAGUUCUAUACUUUUGAAUUUCAUAUAACACUAGCAGGACCUCCCUGGCUGUUUUCAGAACUACCAUAUAACUGAAUAAAGAGAAGCACCUUCAAGCUGAACCUCCACAGCAUGGAAAACAUGAAUUAAUUUUGUGGUAUCUGGCUGGAAUCUUAGGUUUUUGACAUGGAAAACAAUCUACACCCAACAUUCUCCAAUGGGAAAAUCUCCAAUAUGUUAGCAGCCCCCCAAUUCACAACCAGAUGCUCUCAUAGUCAAGACCAGGGAUGCUCAACCUGUGGCCCUCCAGCUGUUGUGAAACUACAACUCCAUGAUACCCUUCUGUAGGAUGAUAGUUGUAGUCUCUCAGGGAAUGAUGGGAGUUAUAGUUUUGCAACAGCUGGAGGGCCGCAAGUUGAGCUUGCCUGAUCAAGACAAUGGUUUUAAAGAGGAGCUGUCUCUUCUCCUGACAUGUCUGUUUUACUACUUGGAUUCCCAAUGUAACAACAAUUCUGGAGCGUUUGUUCUUAUGACUCUGUAUUGUUCUAAAAGUUAUGAAUGAAUUACUAGCAGUCUGCAAUAAAGGGCAUCCUGGAUGUUACCCGUUUGGGGUGUAUCUGAUACUGGUAGCACUGAUUGGGCCAUUUCAGAUUGUGCCGGGACAUCCCCCAACCGGUAACACCCUGAUGGACAUUUAUUGCAGACUGCUAGACUGCUAGACUGCUAGACUUCAUUCAUAACUUCUAGCAGGAAUAAUAAAGGAAUGGCACAACAAAGAAUGAUAAAAAUAGAUGCCACAGAUUUGGAUUACAUGGGGAAUGCAAUUACCUACUAAAACAGACAUGUCAGGAGGUGCUUCAAUCAUUCUGAAAAGCAAAAGCUGGGGAUAAGAUCCUGGAGCUCUCGAUAAUCUCUAGUACUCUUGAAGACAUUAGAAAAAUGGUGCAUCACUCCAUUUCAAUUAGACAAAAUUGACAACUCUUGUAUGUAAUAUGCAGAUCUGGGCACAAGUCCAUAGAAAGGAUGCCCUGGAGCUGAAGAGAGUACAGAGAGAGUGACUAAACUGAUAAGGGGCAUGGAGGGUCUUAGUUACGAAGAAAGAUUAGAAUUACAUUUUAGUCUUGAGAAGAGAUGUCUAAGGAGGGGCAGGGGAACAUGAUAACCUAUACAAAAAUAUAAAUGUGCCAUAAAAAAAUAUGGUGAAAAACU